AUGGACAUGACCGAUUUGCACCCUCCUGAUGACUACAGCCACAGAUUCUUCAUCUGGCAUGAGUGGAUACAGGCUAAUGGUCCUCUGACGGCGGAAAACGUCUUCGAUUACUUCGCGACGUCCAUGUUCUAUGACAAGCAGAGCAACAAUCAAGUGCUCCGCAUGCAAACGAUGCAUACCGGCCAGCCUCUGCUUAACGAAGCAGAAGAACUCAAACGCUUCACUGGCAUUGAGUUCGCGGUUGUCCAUGCCCAACCACCCUCGUUAUUCAUCAUACACAAGAGGGAGCGUUUAUCUCCCGAAUAUGUCAGACCACUGGCCGCAUACUUCAUUAUGAACAAUCGUAUAUAUCAAUCUCCCGACGUUUACACGGUGCUCUCCAACCGUCUGCUCGCAACAGUAAAUGCAUUACAGUCUUCUCUGGACACGUUGCGAAAGCAUAGGCCGGAUUAUACCCCUCGGACAGGGUUCAUAUGGCCGAUCGUCGACCCAUCCGUGUCCGAGGACGCUAGCGGAAAACGUGGAGGGGAGGAAGAUCCACUAGCCCCGGAUGAGAACGCCAAUGAACUUGCCGCUGGUCAAGGCACUCCCUCUGCUUCUGUGAAACGGAGAGCUGCAAAUAAACUGCAGAACAACAUGCUCAUGUACAACGCCAUGCGCACCACAGCAGCACACACGGCCGCGCGCGAGCAGGCUCCUCCACCGAUUACUGAGAGUGCUAGUGUGCCGGAAACGCCCGUGACACGUUCGUCUGCCACACCUGCUCCUGUAGCGGAUCGAGAGCCCCAAGGGAGAACGCUAGCCAGCGUGCCUGCUCCCCAGGAGGUUGCUUCUGUGAAAGGUGUCCCGGGAGCUGGUAAGAAGAAGAAAAAACGUAUGUGGAAGUCCUAUAUUUUGGUCUUCGUGUGUCGACACUCAAUGGCCACGUCGUAUGAAGGGACCUCCCUGGCGGCUUCGGCCGCGACUUGA
This is a messenger RNA of Gloeophyllum trabeum ATCC 11539, 969 nucleotides long. RefSeq names its product MED6-domain-containing protein. The coding region runs from base 1 to 969 and encodes 322 amino acids. Lineage: Eukaryota; Fungi; Basidiomycota; Agaricomycetes; Gloeophyllales; Gloeophyllaceae. The transcript is spliced from 5 exons. Gene Ontology annotation, cellular component: mediator complex; core mediator complex. Gene Ontology annotation, biological process: regulation of transcription by RNA polymerase II. The record is from RefSeq and is a predicted model, not a curated record. Gene Ontology annotation, molecular function: transcription coactivator activity.